UCGGGCUGCGAUGGAAGCUCAUUUUCACACCAACGCUUUCUGUUUUCCAGCUAAACUUAAGUACCAGAGGCUAAACUUGCUUUACCGAUCUCGCACUCUGAGCAGAAACAAUUAUUCGUCCUGUGGAACUUGAGUUAUGCUUGAUUCUAGUAUGAUUGCGUCUGUUGCAGACCCCACACCCAGGCAGCAGAUGAACUAAUCAGAGAAGUGACAUUGAAAUCACUAUUGGAUUGUGUUUGACCUUCUCCCUCUGGAGGACAGCUCCUUCUCAUGAGAUACUCUACGUUGCUCGACCUCAUCGCCCCGCUGCCAUCAUCAUCGUCAUCUGCAGUCGCAUCCAGCAUUCGGCAUUUGUUCACCAUGGCCGAGAGAAACCACAUGGGAGCUUCGCAGCAGAAGAGGCUUCCACCUACUCAUUUUCUGUGCCUACCGCUGGUCAACUCGGUUUCCCUGCCACAGUUGGAAUCUUCGCUCGCCACGUUCAGGUCGGCAAUUCCGUUAUGCCCGGAAAAAGAGCAAGAGGAUGCGACAAACAGCGCCUUCCAGCCCUUCCAACCCCUGAUCCCCAACGGUGCAUUACGCCCUGUUGGAACACUUCACUUGACGCUAGGUGUCAUGAGCUUACCAACAAAGGAGCGGCAGGACGAGGCGUUCAAGUUUUUCCAGUCGCUGGAUCUAGUCUCCCUGAUGCACGAGGCAGAAGAACUAGCGAGAUCAAGGCGUAAGGGGAAUCCUACCCGGCCCCGACAGCCGGAUGUUGUGGAAACAGAGCCUUCUAUAGGCUCUGGGAGAGACCAGAUAGACUCGAAUAGCUCACCUCAACGGUUUACCAUCUCCUUGGAAUCCUUACAUGCGCUCCCGCGUACUCGUUUCGCCACCGUUCUGCAUGCCGCUCCGGUAGAUAGCUCAUCACGCCUAUAUCCGUUUUGUGUUGCGCUGCGUGACAGAUUCCUGGAUGCUGGUUUCCUUCAAGAAGAGUACCAGAAAAACAAAAAGGGAAGCAAUAAUCCCGCAGAAGAGGGUCAAAACGAGCAAGCAGCGCAGCAGAAUAUAGGACAAGUUGAAGCUGCUUCUCCAAAGCCGCGACCUCAAGAGAAUACAAAGCUCAGGAAACGCAAGAUCAGGCCGCUACUUCUUCAUGCCACCGUUGUGAAUACAGUUUAUGUCCGAGGACGACGAAGACCCGGGAAGAAUAGCAGGAACCACGGGGGCAACAGUCGAAACAAUCAAUACUCAUUCGACGCUAGAGAUAUCCUACAUCAUUAUCGGAACUACUAUACUGACGGUAAUACCUGCAUUCAGCUAGGGUCACUGGAGAGCAACACGGCUACGUAUACUCGGAUUGAUGGAGACGAGAUCUCUGACAGCAAUAGCCUCAACGGGAGCGAAAAUGAGACUGAAAACAACAACAACAACAACAAGGAAGGUAGGCCCUUCGUAUGGGCCAAAGACUUUCCUCUACAGAAAUUAUGCAUUUGCGAGAUGGGUGCGAAGAAGCUCGACUCAUCCGCCCAUGGGGGGUUAGGUGCUCGUUUGGGCGAGGAGUAUAGAAUCGUCAGUGAGAGGAGUCUCUUAUUCGAUUCUUAAACUAUGGCUCUUGUCAGAGUCAAAUAUAAAUAAUAUAGAUGUCCUUCAAGGACAGUAGACUACUCUCAGAUCUAUCAAGUAAUAAAACUGCCUUGGAAGAUAUCGUCGGUUCGACGAACUUAAAUCGAGGCAAUUCCUAGGUC
This is a messenger RNA of Penicilliopsis zonata CBS 506.65, 1730 nucleotides long. RefSeq lists its product as hypothetical. Lineage: Eukaryota; Fungi; Ascomycota; Eurotiomycetes; Eurotiales; Aspergillaceae. Bases 361 to 1587 code for a protein of 408 amino acids. Gene Ontology annotation, biological process: regulation of DNA-templated transcription; DNA alkylation repair. Gene Ontology annotation, cellular component: nucleus. The record is from RefSeq and is a predicted model, not a curated record. The transcript has a single exon.